Penicillium canescens is the source of this 720-nucleotide messenger RNA. RefSeq lists its product as uncharacterized. NCBI's taxonomy places the organism in Eukaryota, Fungi, Ascomycota, Eurotiomycetes, Eurotiales, Aspergillaceae. Bases 1 to 720 code for a protein of 239 amino acids. The transcript has a single exon. The record is from RefSeq and is a predicted model, not a curated record.
AUGAAGAACCCGAUCAAGACCAAGAAGCUUCGAAAGUUGACAAAGACACGGGAAUCACAAAGACUUGAAAGUCUCUUCGAGCUCUCAGAGGAAAUAGCUGAAAAGUCUGGAAGAUGGAUAUAUGCCCAGCUCCUGCGCGGUAUGCGAUAUAUAUGGUGGGAUACCGACCGAGAUAUCUUCCUACAAUGGGCACAAUCCAUCAUCGAGACGGAGAUACGCCUACGCGAAACUACUCAACGCGAGUCCUACCUCAAAGAAUUAAUCCAAUCUCAACAAUCAUACCGCACCGUCGACGAGAAGUCUCGUUUAGAGGCACUAAUUGAAGAACUCAUAUCCUUGGAUCGUGACUACCGAAACCUUGAACGGUCUUACGUUGCUGUGAUUGCGAAAUGUCCAGAGGGGUCGAUGAAAAGCGUCUAUCUAUCAUUUCGAAGACAACCACAGUGGCAUAUGAUGAGUCAGUGGCUUCGUCAGGAUUGUGCGAAUCGAGGUGGAUGCUGUGGCCGGGCAUGUCAAUGCUGUGAGAAUCUGCCCGAUCCUCGUCGGGUGAACGGACGUGGUCAUUGUACUGAGCAAUGUGGCUGUUGUCACCGUGCACGCGGAUUCUCGGUAACAGAGGAGGAUCGGGAGCGCAUGAAUCCUCGCUUUGAUCUCACUGUUUACCCGCGGACAGCUUAUAGUCGGGAAAUGUUCCUUGCUCAUAUCUGGUCACUUCUCUAG